UUUUUUGAUUUUCACAAGUAUAAUAUGCUAAUAAUCAAGUUAUUCUUCUUAUAUUCUUUAUUGAUUAUGACAACUACAAGUCAAACAUUCUUAUACGAGUCAAUGAGUUCUAGUUAUCUACAAACAAGUCAACGUCAAUCUUUAUUUGACAAGUUGGCUCCUGAUCCUGCUUUAUCUACUUUUAUGGAUGUCCUUACUCAAGUAGAUGAUGUCCUUCAAUUAAUAAAUUCAACCCAUGAUAAAACACUUUAUACUAUCUUUUGUCCUAUCAAUAGUGCCUUUCAAGAGUUCAGACUCUUGUAUGGACACGAUAACCUUGAUGAAUUCCUAAGAAAUCAUAUUGUUCCUCAUGAAAGGCUUUUACCGUCUGAAUUACCAUCACGCCAUGUCCUUCCGACUUUAUUAGAUCAUCAAACGAUUCAAGUCAAAUAUCAUUAUUUAUCUCAUAAAGUCGUCUUGAAUGGACAUGCCCAAGUUGAUAUGAAGCAUGUUGUUGAAGCAACAAAUGGUAUUGCAUAUAAAAUUAAUCAUUUAUUACGUCCUGCCAAAUAAUGACGUCUAACAUUCACGUGAUAUAAAACGAUAUAUACAUGUGUGUAUAUGAAAUUAUUUCAAUUUUUUUUUUUUAAUA
This is a messenger RNA of Cokeromyces recurvatus, 631 nucleotides long. Its product is annotated as FAS1 domain-containing protein. The record is from RefSeq and is a predicted model, not a curated record. The transcript has a single exon. NCBI's taxonomy places the organism in Eukaryota, Fungi, Mucoromycota, Mucoromycetes, Mucorales, Mucoraceae. The coding region runs from base 25 to 552 and encodes 175 amino acids.